Musa acuminata AAA Group (dessert banana) is the source of this 927-nucleotide messenger RNA. Its product is annotated as NEDD8-conjugating enzyme Ubc12-like. Lineage: Eukaryota; Viridiplantae; Streptophyta; Magnoliopsida; Zingiberales; Musaceae. Bases 163 to 714 code for a protein of 183 amino acids. The transcript has 6 exons. The record is from RefSeq and is a predicted model, not a curated record.
AAGGCCGCCCUAUGCUUCCUCGCGUCUUUAUAUUCCUCGAUCCAUCCAUCACCUUCGUAGGAAAGGAAAGCGAUUUUCCUGAUCGUGAUCGGCGGCCACCAACCAUAUUGAUCGUCGUUGGCCACCUUGCUCCUCCUCCUCCUCCGCCGUCUCACUAGAGCAAUGAUAAAGCUUUUUAAACUUAAGGACCAAAAGCGGCAGGAUGCAGCAAAUUCCAGUGGAAAUGCUCCUGCCAAGAAGCAAAGUGCUGGAGAAUUGCGUCUUCACAAAGAUAUUAGUGAACUCAAUCUGCCUAAAAGCACUAUCAUAUCAUUUCCAAAUGGCGAGGAUGAUCUGAUGAACUUUGAGAUCAGCAUCAGACCUGAUGAAGGAUACUAUCAGGGGGGUAGAUUUGUUUUCACCUUCCAAGUAUCUCCUUCUUAUCCUCAUGAGCCACCAAAGGUUAAGUGCAAGACAAAGGUUUACCAUCCUAAUAUUGACUUGGAGGGAAAUGUCUGCCUGAACAUUCUGCGUGAAGAUUGGAAGCCUGUGCUUAACAUUAAUACUGUUAUCUAUGGCUUGAUUCUUCUUUUCAUGCAACCAAAUGAUGAGGACCCAUUAAACCUUGAUGCAGCUGCAGUUCUACGUGACAACCCCAGGUUGUUUGCGUCAAAUGUACGAAGGGCAAUGGCUGGAGGGUAUGUGGGUGAAGUCCACUUCCCCAGGUGCAUAUGACAAUGCUAUUAAAUCAGAGCUUCAAAUGCAUGGUAGAGAAUGCAAUAGAUAUAGAUUGGAAACCAUGCGCUUGUCUAAAAGAAUUGUUACUUGUGCUGCUAUAGAACCGUGUAACUCUGUUGAUAUUUGUGUUUGUUUCAUCUGUGUGAUGUAAAUUGGUGAAUUGGGCAUGACGUGUCCAUGGCCAUGCUUAAGAGUACAUCAUUCGGUCAA